AUGAUGACUACAGAAGAUCAGACCGAAAUAGAACAACUACAGCUUUCUCUACUGCAGACAAUUGAAACUUUUCAAUCUGCUAAUAAGUUACUUGAGUUGAAUAAAGAAUUAUUGAGUAAUGAUCAACUGCUGACAGAAAAGCUGAACGAUAUUAAAAGGUUACAAAGGGAGUUUUUAUUGGAUUCCUUCCGUGUAAAUAGAUUCCAUAAAGGCUAUAAGGAAUGGGAGAAUAAGUCUAAAGAUAUAUUUAUAGAAAAUGAGAUAAAGGGUUAUAAUAACAAAUUGGGACAAAUGUCAAGGUUAAAUUUUGAAACUGAAAAAUUAGAUAAAGAGUAUGAAGGUCUACGUGAUACUGUUAAGUUACCAACAUGUCAAUUAUCAAUCCAAACUGUGAAGCUUUAUAAUGGCGGUUCAUUAUUACAAUACAUUGAAAAAAAUGCAGAGGGGGAAUAUCCACUAACUGUUGAUAUAAGUGAACUAUUUUCACUCGAUUCUAAUUCGAGUUUACCACCACCAGAUUUCAAUGUAUUUAAUAGACUCCUUAAUAUAGAAUACAAGCUUCGUAUUCAAAGGAAAGUGAAAUAUGAGAUUCUUCUAUCUGUUAAACAGCAGUUGACGGCAAAGAAUAAGAAAUGGUCGUCAAGGGAUUCAGAAUUGAAUUACUUUAUGACCAGAAAAUUGGUAGACAUCAUGAAUGAAGUAGAAAAAGUGAGGAAGAGUGAAUAUGAAGAUUUGAAAGAUUAUGAUUACUAUAAUAAUGAAGAGGAGGAAGAAGAAAUGAGAGAACAAGAGUUUGAGGAUGAUGAGAGUGUGGAUGAAGCCCAGGAUGAAAAUGUUGAGGACGACGAUGAUAGCGAUAAUGAAAACGAUAACUCGCAAACAGAUAAUGCAGAUGAUGUUGCUGGCGGUGAUGAUGAAAGUGAGGUGGUUGAAAACCAAACAGAAAUACAAGAGGAACACCCAUCAAAUGGUGAAGCCAGCGUGGAUGCCGAAAACGAUAUCACGACUGAAAACACUCCUGAUUUAGGUGAACAAACUCCAACUGUUGAUCCUGAAGAUAAUGACGAUGUCAUGAAUAUUGAUUCAUAA
Messenger RNA from Debaryomyces hansenii CBS767, 1089 nucleotides. RefSeq lists its product as uncharacterized. Lineage: Eukaryota; Fungi; Ascomycota; Pichiomycetes; Serinales; Debaryomycetaceae. The record is from RefSeq and is a predicted model, not a curated record. The coding region runs from base 1 to 1089 and encodes 362 amino acids. The transcript has a single exon.